Molecule: messenger RNA, 2195 nt
Organism: Cuscuta campestris
Lineage: Eukaryota; Viridiplantae; Streptophyta; Magnoliopsida; Solanales; Convolvulaceae
Source: the annotation of a GenBank genome assembly
CUGCUCCGCCUAUCUCCUCCUCCUCCGUCGGCACCUCCAUUUCCUCUCUCUAAAACCCAGCAAGCAAAUGAUCAAAACCGGCGGAAAUUCCCCUCCGACGAAGUGAAUUGCUCCUCCGUCUCGUCGCCUUCCGGGAUCCCGAACCAUGUCUUCCCGUUUUGCCCCUGCCCUUCAUUCCAAUCUGCCCUUCUCUUCUCCAAUCUCUCACGCCUCUCUCUUGGGUGCAAACCACACCGCCGCCCGAUUUUGCUCCCGAUAAACCGCCUUUUAUCAACAUUCUUUCUCUGAACCCUAGCCAUUCUUCUUCUUCUUCUUCAAUCUCCUCAUUAUUCUUAUUCUUUUCGUACAGAAACAAUCCAGCCCGUAGGUAGAUACAGAAAUAGUUUGUGUAUUGGUAGAUAAUUUGAGAUUGUUCGAUAUGGAUCACGGGUCCGGGAAGCCGAGCUUCCUGAAGAAUUUACUGGUGCGCCUCUUCUUGUUCUGCGUCGUCGUCAUCGGCAUCCGGUUUGCCUAUGUUGUGACUCUCCGCGGCGAGUCUUGUGACCUCGGCAACUUCUGCUUCUUCUCUCUGCCGGAUAGCGUCAACAUCCUCUCCGCCACCCAGCUUUCUAAAGCGUCAUCGGCGGCUGUUAUGUCUAGCGAGGCGGUCGGGAAGUUGGCUCCCGCUAAACCUAAGCAACCCGAUCUCUGGGCCACCAAGGAUUUCCAGAAGGCCGCCAAGUUCUACUCGUCUGUGUUUCAAGAUCUGAUCGCGGAUGGAUAUUUGAACCCUUAUUGGAAGGCCCUAUGUGUGGAUACCGAACAAGGUUCGGAUGUUUUUGCCCUGAAAGAGAUCGGUGUCUCGGACUCCAUUGGAAUCUUCAAGAAACCAUCUAAGCCUUUGGUGGUGUCUGGUCAGGCUAUGAAGCAGCCGUUUGAUGACCACUCCUUUGAUUUUGUCUUUUCCGGUGCCGGAAUGAUUGAUAAGUCGGCGAACCCUGCAGGCUUUGCCUCUGAGAUUUGCAGGACUUUGAAGCCCGAAGGGUUUCUAGUGCUCCAUACAGGUUCCAAGGAUACAUAUAGUUUCAAUUCUUUGAUUGGUUUGUUUAACUGUUGUAAAUUGGUCAAGUACAUAGAUAUUCAUGGGUUUGAUUCUAAAAUGCCGUCUAUCCGCGAAAUUGUUUUGCAAAAAGAGUAUGGAAUUGCUUCACCAAAUGCCAGUUUGGGCGAGAAAUGCUCUGUUCCAGAUUACAAGGUGCAAUUGAUCCGAAAAGCUGAGCCGUUGAUCAUGGAGGAACCCAAGAAACCAUGGAUUACUCUGAAGAGGAAUAUAGAAAAUGUGAAGUACUUGUCUUCAAUGGCUGACAUCAAAUUUAAGCAGAGAUACGUAUAUGUUGAUGUGGGAUCAAGAAGCUACGGCUCAAGCAUUGUGAGUUGGUUUAAGAAGCAGUAUCCCAAACAGAACAGGACCUUUGACAUUUACGCCAUUGAGGCCGACAAGACUUUUCAUGAGGGGUACAAAUCCAAGAAAGGAGUGGUUUUGCUGCCUUAUGCUGCUUGGGUGAGGAAUGAGUCACUUUUCUUUGAGAUUAACCAAACCCCCGGCGACAAAGACGUGGUGAAAGGUAGAGGAAUGGGAAGAAUUCAACCGGUUCAGUCAUCUUCUACCUCCGGCAGUGAUGUUGACAAGAUACAAGCAUUUGAUUUUGCAGAAUGGUUGAAGAACACUGUAACAGAGAGAGAUUAUGUGGUGAUGAAGAUGGACGUGGAAGGCACCGAAUUUGAGUUGAUCCCAAGGUUGUUUGAGACAGGAGCCAUUUGUCUGAUUGAUGAACUGUUUCUUGAAUGCCAUUACAAUAGGUGGCAGAAAUGCUGCCCUGGGGAGAGGAGUUCCAAGUAUGAGAAAACCUACGAACAGUGCUUGGAUCUUUUUACUUCUCUCAGAAAAAGCGGAGUUCUUGUUCAUCAAUGGUGGUGAAAUCAAGACUGUGUCAUCUAACAUUUACGUUCUUCUAUUACUGCCCGUCGUUAUCCCUCGAGUUCACCGAUAAAAAAAUGUUAUAGUACCCGAGUACGUGUUUAGCUAAUGUACUACUACCCUUUAUUCAUUUGUAUCUAUUGUUUCAUUCUUGAAUCUUCCAAAAAGAAAUGACACCCAUUGUUGCCUCAAGAGCUGCUCCAUACAUUUAUCUGUGAUUUACAUAUUCUUUGUCAGG